AUGGUUUCGUUCGAAGGUCAUGAGCGUGGCCUAGCGUUGCAUGUGAAUCGUUAUUGUGCAAAACGGAUCCGUGAUUCACUCUUACUGGAGCACAAUUCGAAUACAGCCGAGACAUGCAACGCGAUGUAUUUCGAUCCUGAAAGUCAACAUCGUUGCGAAAAAUAUAUCGUAAUUGAUAUAAAGGCAUGUGGACGAGAAGAUUUGCGGAAACUUGACCUCAGAUUAAGCAAUGUGCAAAAGCGAAAAGCUGAUGGAUCGUUAAUGCCAAAAAAUGCCAAUAUCCCAAAUGAACCCUUUUUGCAGGUGAUGAAUGCAGAGGAUUACGAGAAGCUGUUGAAUGAUCUGGACGUUCAGCUGAUAACAUCACAGCAUCGUGCAUCGCAUCAUCGUGGCAAUCACAAUUUAUCAAUGCGACAUCAACCUUCGAAUAGCGCCACAUCAACUCUACCGCCACCCACCACAACAACGAUGCUUUACACAUCAUCGCAUAGCGACAAUUCAAAUUUUCAUACGCCUGGAAAUAAGGUGCGGAAGUUGAGCAUGUUCUUAGCAUGGCUUUUAGCAUAA
This is a messenger RNA of Anisakis simplex (herring worm), 567 nucleotides long. The record is from the annotation of a GenBank genome assembly. NCBI's taxonomy places the organism in Eukaryota, Metazoa, Nematoda, Chromadorea, Rhabditida, Anisakidae.